Xyrauchen texanus (razorback sucker) is the source of this 832-nucleotide messenger RNA. Its product is annotated as transcription factor Atoh1-like. Gene Ontology annotation, molecular function: protein dimerization activity. NCBI's taxonomy places the organism in Eukaryota, Metazoa, Chordata, Actinopteri, Cypriniformes, Catostomidae. The transcript has a single exon. The record is from RefSeq and is a predicted model, not a curated record. Bases 222 to 788 code for a protein of 188 amino acids.
AGUGUCGGGAUGUCCCGCCAGUGAUCACUGACACGGAUCUAAUCCACUUUUGAUGAACUGUGUUAAUAGACUCCCCGUGGUCAUUAUCAAAGAGAGUCAUUUCUAUUCAUUUCUCCGCGCACACGACCCUCAAACACCCACCCGUCAUUACGCGUGCACUUUCCUCCUUAAAUAGAGCUCUUCUGUCGUCUGGGGUGUCAGUCCAUCCCCUAGAGACCAGCAUGCCCCGUCCAGACGCGCAGUUCAUCUGGAGAGAGACCGACGGAGCCCGGCGGAGCUGUGACCCGUGCGCUCUCGUCCAGCAGCUCCGCCUCUCCGGAUUCGGGCAUCCCGCUAAAGAGCAGAGCGCCAUCGCCCGAACGCGGAGACGCCGCCGACUGGCAGCUAACGCCCGCGAGAGGAGGAGGAUGCUCGGCUUAAACGUGGCCUUCGACCGCCUGAGGAGCGUCAUUCCUAACGUGGAGAGCGAGCGGAAGCUGUCCAAGUCUGAGACGCUUCAGAUGGCGCAGAUCUACAUCAGCACUCUGAGCGAGCUUCUGGAAGGCGGCAGCUGUGACCCGGAAUUCACUUACCCGACUGUACUGAUGGGUGUGCAGGAGGAGCAGGUGAUGGGGAAGAGUUCACUGGAAGCUGCAGGAGGUGAAGAGACCAAACAAGAGCAGAAAUCUGUUCCCACCUGCAGGAGAAAUUCAUAUGGUGGGAACUUCGGGCGUGCACCCUGCUGUGACCCUAAAACACCUGAACUCUUACAGAUGAUCUCACUGGAGAGAAGCAAUGGAGCCAAAUAACACUGACCCUUCAUUCGGAGUUUGUUGUUCUAUUUAACAUGAUG